AUGGCUGCCCUCGGAGACGACGGCUACUUCAAUCUCGGGACUUACCACCGCCCCAUCACAACCAAAAGCCCUGAUGCUCAGCGAUGGUUCAGCCGAGGUCUCAUUUGGGCCUAUGGCCUCAACCACCAAGAGGCAUCCAACUGCUUCGAAAAGGUCAUCCAAGCAGACCCCGACUGCGCCAUGGGGUACUGGGGCCUAGCAUACACUCGCGGUCUUUAUCACGACAAGGCGUGGCGCUUAUUUGACCCCGAAGAAGCAAAAGUAGGCAUCAGAGACAGUUACAACGCAUCUCGAAUUGCGCUGAAGCUCGCGGGAAGCGCCAGUCCCGUCGAGCAGGCUCUCAUCCGCGCCAUCGUUGCACGAUAUCCGCACUCGGCUCCAACAGAGGAAUACUCGGACUGGAAUCGUGCGUAUGCCGACUCCAUAGAGGCCGUAUACAAACAAUUCAAUGAAGAUCUCGAUGUUGUCGUCUUCUAUGCUGAAGCCCUCAUGAGCCUUGCUUCUGGAGACUUGUGGGAUCCCAUCAGCGGCGAAUUUUUGCCUGAAGCUCGCACACUUGACGUCCAUGCAGCUAUCUCCAAGGCAUUGGCUCAGAAAGGAGCAAGCAAGCAUCCAGGCCUGCUUCAAUUCCACAUCCGACUCAUGGAAAGGUCACGAACGCCCGAGGUUGCCGUUUACUCGGCCAAUCUGCUGCGCAAACUCGUGCCAGAUAGUGGUCAUCUCAUACACGUAUCCUCCAUCAUCGACAUCCUGCUUGGAGACUACCGAAGUGCCAUUACGGCCAAUAUCACAGCUAUCAAAGCAGACGCAAAAUAUGUGGAAAAGGCUGGCCGCAAGGAUACGAGCUUGAAUGUCUACUAUCGCGUCAAACCAUAUCACACCGUGAUAUACGCAGCCAUGUUAUCCGGACAAUCCCAGCUAGCUCUAGACUAUUGCACUCGACUAGAAGAGUCUCUACCUGUCGAGCUUCUCGAAUUAGAAUCACCUCCCCUGGCACUCUGGGUCGAGUUCUGCUGGGCUCUCCGGAUCCAUGUGCUUGUCCGCUUCGGCCACUGGGACGAAGUCAGCCAGCUUGCCCUGCCGGAUCAACGACGUCUCUUCUGCACCACCGUCGCCACGAUCCGAUGGGCGCAACGCAUGGCUGAUGCCGCCCUUGGAACUGUGGACGAGGGUAUAGAGAGGUAUAUGGUGUUCGUCAAGGCCUUGGUUCGGGUGCCCUCUGCACGACUGACUUACCCUCACAAGAGCCGCUUACUGCUACAGACCUCCAUCUCGCUCCUGAGUGGAUAUCGUGAGUAUUGCAAGGGCAACUUUGUAGAAGCAUUUGAUUGGAUGCGUCAGAACAUCGAGAAGGAGGAUGGCUUGGUGUAUAGCCAGCCGUGGGGCUGGAUGCUGCCCGCUCGCCAUGUCUAUGGCGCGAUGUUGCUUGAGCAGGGCCGGGUGGAAGAAGCUGCCCAGAUUUAUGCGGAGGAUCUUGGUCUUGAGGGCACUUUGCCGCGAUACCGGCAGCAUCCGAAUAACGUUUGGGCUUUGCGUGGGUAUCAUGAGUGUCUAAUGUUGUUGGGACGGACGGCGGAGGCCAAGAUGCUGGAGGCUUCGUUGAGGUUGGCGACGCAGAUUGCUGAUGCCCCUAUUCAGUCUUCCGCUUUUUUGAGAAACCCGGCCAAGGAAGUUUCUGAUGAAGAGAAGAAGGUUGCUCUUGUUGAAGAGAAUUUCUGCUGA
Molecule: messenger RNA, 1722 nt
Organism: Trichoderma reesei QM6a
Lineage: Eukaryota; Fungi; Ascomycota; Sordariomycetes; Hypocreales; Hypocreaceae
Exons: 2
Coding region: 1-1722 (573 amino acids)
Cellular component (GO): intracellular anatomical structure
Molecular function (GO): protein binding
Source: RefSeq, a predicted model, not a curated record